UAGGAGUUAAUUAUCAAAGAUGAAACCAGAAUCCUAACAGAAAAUCAUCAUCCAAGCCAACGACUCCAACGAAAAAGACCGCCCCCAAUGGGGUUCCUCACCUUCGCCGUCGCAGGCGGCGCCCUCAUCCUCGCCGGCUCACUCGAAGCCAUCGCUUCCUCCGCCACAAUUCCAUCUCCAUCUCCACCUACAACUCCCCCUCAAUCAAAACCCCAAACGACGCAGUCAAAAUCGUCGUUCAUCUACUUCCUCUUCACCUCCCUCCUCUCCUUGCUCUUCAUCCUCAACUCCCUCCUCUCCCUCUCCGACGCCGCCACCUCCAACGACCGCGUCGGGUCGGCCCAGCAGCUCCAAGUCGCCGCGAUCGCAGCUCUCUUCCUCCUCUACUCCUUCACCGGCCUCCUCUCCUCCCUCACCGCCGCUCCCUUCCCUCCCUCCCUCCUCAACCUCAUCGGACUCUUCGCCUUCACCGAGGAGUUCAUGUACUUCUACCUCCAGAGAAAAGACACCGUCGGAAUCGAGAAUCGCUACUUUGAUCUCCUCCUGGUGCCGAUUCUGGUCUGCGUGGUCUCCACGCUCCUUGAGAUUCACAACCCUGAAUCGGUGUUCCCCAAAUUGGGCCGCGGAGUGGGCCUGGUGCUGCAGGGGCUGUGGUUUUUACAAAUGGGGGUGUCGAUUUAUACGCAGUGGAUGGCGCGUGGGUGUUGGAUGAAGGAGAGGAGUAGGGGGAACUAUACGGUGAAAUGUAAGGGGCAUUCGGAGUAUCAUAGAGCUAGGGCCAUCGCGACGCUUCAGUUUAACUGCCAUUUGGCUCUGAUUGUGGUGUUGGUUGUGGGAGUGUAUUCGGUUGUGGUGAGGAGGAUUGGGGGUGAUUUUUCGAGGUAUAAGCCGCUCGGGGCGGAAAUGCAGCGGCAGGUUGAGAGUCAGGGGCGGUUUACUUUGGAUUCCGAUGAUGAUGGUGAGGAGGAGGGUAGAGGAGAGGGCAAUGUGGAUGGGAAUAAGGCCGGCGGGGAAGUGGAAUUGGGUGUGAAUGGUUAUGGUGCUCAUUGAGGAGAUAAAGUCUCGCCAGUUUUGAUGUAGUGAAUGUAAAACUCCCACAUUGUUUGAUUGUUCUGUUUUUAUGUGUUUCGUACUAGUGAGUUGGAUGUUCUAGUUUGCAGCUUAGUUCGAUGUGAUGCAUCGGUCGGUUGUACAUUUAGUUUCUUACAUUGACUUCAGGAAUGGCAUUCCCCUUUGUUGUUGUUGUUGUAUGGGUUGGAUAUUGAUAAUCAGUAGCUUUUCUUUAUAGUUGAAGCUUAUGGAGUGAUUUGGAUGAUUGUUGAUACUUGAAUAGAGGUUGUGUUUCUUCAAUUCUUCGUUUUUUUAUAGCUUUAUGUUAAAUGUGUCAA
Argentina anserina (silverweed cinquefoil) is the source of this 1388-nucleotide messenger RNA. RefSeq lists its product as uncharacterized. The transcript has a single exon. The record is from RefSeq and is a predicted model, not a curated record. Lineage: Eukaryota; Viridiplantae; Streptophyta; Magnoliopsida; Rosales; Rosaceae. The coding region runs from base 88 to 1050 and encodes 320 amino acids.